Molecule: messenger RNA, 7154 nt
Organism: Dicentrarchus labrax (European seabass)
Lineage: Eukaryota; Metazoa; Chordata; Actinopteri; Moronidae
Gene: pcdh15a
Product: protocadherin-related 15a
Exons: 39
Coding region: 540-7034 (2164 amino acids)
Biological process (GO): homophilic cell-cell adhesion; inner ear development; sensory perception of sound
Cellular component (GO): plasma membrane; catenin complex; stereocilium
Molecular function (GO): calcium ion binding; cadherin binding
Source: RefSeq, a predicted model, not a curated record
CCGUCUCCACAUCCCGCUAGAUGAUGUGUGAAUCUCUUCAGCGGGUGGUUGGACUUGCCACCUGUCAGGAAUGGUAAAACAGGCUUCAUCGCUGAACACUGAGCCGACCUCUCCCACUGUUUCGUUGGAAAACGUUCAUGUUUUUGUGCAGGAUCGCCUGCGCCAGUGAAAUAAACACGGACAACUUUGUCUGACCGGCUGCGCAGGGGAAAGUGAGCCACACGCAUAAACUGGCAGUGGUGAGAUUAUAAACGGAGUCUCUGAGCGCCCGGGAGGCUCCGACCCCUCUCGCUUUGAAGAUUAGAGGGUUGACGACGUCUGAAGGACACUAAGAACAGGAUUAGGUAUUGUGCAGUCUAACCUACUUCUCAUCACUCCUACAUCCUGUCCUCUGAAUAUUUGCGCAAUGACCUUUGGUGCACUUGGAAUACAGCGGGUGCGCCCCUGAGGUGUGUGUGUGUGCGUUUGACUAAAGGGCAAGAUGUGGUGUGAUCACAGGAACUCAAAUCAGGUGGGCAGGCAAUAAGGCUUGACAGAAGAUGCAACGGGGGUGGUGGCUCGUCAGAUGGCUCGGGACAGGAAUGGCAAUCCUCUCUUUGCUAACCCACAGCUGGGGCCAGGACACAGAAGACUGGCAGUAUGAGGAGUGUAAGCUGUCCAGACCAGGGCCCCCUGCAACCAUAGUGACCAUUGAUGAGGAGAGUCCCAAUGGUACAGUUUUGGUGGAAAACAUGCAGAUAAAUGGCCGUGCCCAAGACCCAGGCAGAACAAUAUCACUGACAUUGCUGGACAACUAUAACUACUGGGUGAUACUGGAACCAGCACGACAGAGACUCUACCUAAACAGCACUGGACGUGUCCUGGACAGAGAUCCCCCAAACUACAUCACCACAAUUGUGGUGCAGGUCCAGUGCACCAAUGAGCUGGUCGGCACUGUCAUUUUCCAUGAAGUACGGAUUGUUGUGAGGGAUCUGAAUGACAACACCCCUCACUUUCAGCAGCCUCGUUACUAUGUUGCAGUAAACGAGCUCACACCAGUUGGAACGACCAUUUUCACUGGCUUCUCAGGAAAUAAUGGCGCUACGGACAUUGAUGAUGGACCAAAUGGACAUAUAGAAUACAGCAUCCUUUACAACCCCAAUGACCCGGCCUCUAACAGAACAGUGAGUGUCGCAAACACCCUUUCAGGACACAUUACUCUGGCGGAGAGACUAAACUAUGAGGAAAGAACUCGCUACCUGGUUUUGGUCCAAGCCAAUGACCGUGCUCCAUACCCCCCCAACAGGCGAACGGCUACCACAACUCUGACUGUGGACGUUCUGGAUGGAGACGACCUGGGCCCCAUGUUCCUGCCUUGUGUUUUGGUGAACAACACCCGUGACUGCAAUCCCCUCACCUACCGUGUUGCUAUCCCUGAAUUCACUGAACCGAGCAAACUGAACCCACUGAAUGUGACCCCUCCAAUCCGGGCCGUGGACAUGGACAGAAACAUACAGCCGCCAUCAGACAGGCCUGGCAUUCUUUACUACAUCCUGGUUGGUCAUCCAGUCACAUACUCAGAGUAUUUCACCCUGAACAGAACCACUGCAGAGCUGCGUGUUCUGCAGCCUAUCAGCAGGGACUUGUAUCAAAGGUUCACGCUCAUCCUCAAGGCUGAGCAGGACAACGGUCACCCGCUCCCAGCAUAUGCUGACCUCAUUAUCGAGAUCCUGGAUGAGAACAACCAGGCACCAUAUUUCCAGUUUGCCACCUAUCAGGGCUACGUGAGUGAGUCCUCCCCAGUGGGUACAACUAUCUCAGUCAGCGCCAACCUUACUGCCCCCCUGGGAAUCAUCGCUUUGGAUAAUGACAUUGAGGAGACGAAAGACCCCAUGGUGAAGAUUACCCUGGAUGACUACACUACGAUCUUCAGCCUGACCCCAACUGGGAUAAUACGCUACCUGACGCUCCUCAAACCUGUGGAUCGGGAGAAGCAGAUGGCUUAUACUUUCACGAUGGUGGCAUCAGAUGGCGUCCAGCAGAGUAGCCCAGUAACUGUCAACAUACUGGUCAUUGAUGCCAAUGACAAUACACCCACGUUUGCAGAGGUCUCCUACAGCGUUGAAGUCUUCACAGACAUGCAGCCAGGAGAGACUGUACUACAGUUAACAGCAGCAGAUGCUGAUGAGGGACUGAAUGGUCUGGUGACCUAUGAGAUACUGGCUGGGGCCCAGAAUGACUUUGUCAUUAGUAAUCGCACUGGACGCAUCACAGUGGCGCCUGGUGUCACUUUAACCGUGGGACGAUCUUAUGCACUGACUGUCAAGGCAUCUGACAAUGCACCAGAGAUCCAGAGAAGGAGCUCCAUCACUACAGUGUACAUUGAGGUUUUGCCACCCAACAACCAGAGUCCCCCACGGUUCCCUCUCCUCACCUAUGGCCUGGAAAUCAGUGAAGCCAUGAGGAUAGGAGCUAUUCUGCUCAAUCUGCAGGCCAUAGACAGAGAAAACGACCCGAUCACGUACCGCAUUGUGAGUGGGGAUUCCCAGAAGGUCUUCAACCUCUCCGAAACGAUUGGCCUUCUACUUCUGGGAAAGCCUCUGGACAGAGAGACCACAGAUCAGUACCGUCUGAUUGUCACAGCCUCUGACGGCAACCCUGGAGGGACAUCCACUGCCACUGUGAACAUAGUCGUCACUGAUGUCAACGAUAACGAUCCUAAGUUUGACCUCACCGUACCUACUAACUUCACUGUCCAAGAAGAAGAGGCCAAUUUGUUUGUAGGACAAGUCAGGGCCACAGAUCCAGAUGCAGGGGCUAAUGGCGAGGUGCGCUACCGGAUUGUGAAUCAUCCGGACUUGUUUCUUAUCAGUGCUAACGGCAGCAUCUACACAAGAGUGCCCCUUGACCGGGAGCUUAGGGGCCAAUAUGACCUGGUGGUAGAGGCCUCAGAUGGGGCAGUGGAUCCACGGAGGACCACCUUGACCCUCUCUGUCCUGGUCACAGAUAUCAAUGACAACAGCCCAGUCUUCUCCCAGGAAACUUAUGUGGUGAAUGUACCUGAGAACAGCCCUGUGGGAACUCUGGUCCUGAAGCUAAGCGCGGUGGACUCAGACCUCUUCUCCAAUGUCACAUAUCGGAUCAAGACGGAAUCGGCCAGACAGCUGUUUUCUCUGAACCCUGUCACAGGGGAGUUAGCUGUGCUGCAGACCCUGGACUUUGAGGACCUGGCAGCUAUGGGCAUGGGGGCCUCUCACACUUUCCAGGUGGAAGCUGUCGACCAAGGUGGAAUCAUGCCCCCAGGGCAAGCUACCGUCACAGUCCACAUCACGGACAUGAAUGACUUCUCCCCUGUGUUUAGCCAAGACCUGUAUAUGGGCAUGGUGGCACCCAAUGCAGAGAAAGGAACAGUCAUCACAACUGUUUUUGCUGAGGACCAAGACCCUCCAGGUACUCCGGCUAGUUUUGUCCGCUAUAGAGUGGACGUGGACAGGUCACCGUACAGUGGGAGCAUCUUUGAUGUGGAAGAGGAAACUGGAAGAGUCAUCACUAAGGUCAACCUCAAUGAAGAGCCCAGUGUCACUUUCAAGUUGUUUGUGAUAGCCUAUGAUGAUGGGGAGCCAGUGAAGUCGAACAGUACUUUGGUGGAGAUCACUGUCCUCCAGCCUUCACGCAUCCCAAUCUUCACCCAAGAGGAGUACAGGUAUCCUCCAGUUAGUGAGUUGGCUCCAGUUGGCACACCAGUGGGGACUAUUCUAGCUGCUGCUGUCAAUCAAACCAUCUUCUACUCCAUUGUUGCAGGAAAUGAACGAGGUCAUUUUCAGGUGAACAACAGGACAGGCGUCAUCUCCACAGCUAAACCUCUGGAUUAUGAAAACGUGACCACCUACGUCCUCCGGGUCCAGGCAGACUCUAUGUUGGUUGUCAUGUCCAACCUGCGUGUGCCUUCUAAAACUAACACAGCCAAGGUGUUCAUUGACGUGCAGGAUGAGAAUGACCACCCUCCCGUCUUCUCCAGGAUGCUCUACAUAGGUGGCGUAACAGAGGACACCAAGAUCUUCAGCUCUGUGCUCAAGAUAGUGGCCACUGAUAAGGACACUGGGAAUUACAGUAAGAUGGCAUACCGCCUGAUUAUCCCACCCACACCAGAGGGCCAGGACAGCUUCGUCAUCGAGACCUACACAGGUAUCAUCAAAUCGGCCAUGAUGUUUCGAAACAUGCGCAGGUCCUACUUCAAGUUUCAAGUUAUUGCCACAGACAACUAUGGAAAAGGUCUCAGCAGCAGUUCCGAAGUGGUGGUUUCUGUGGUCAACGCGUUGGAUAUGCAAGUUGUUGUGUCCACUGUCCCACCCACCUUAGUGGAGGAGAAAAGGGAGGAGCUCAUUAGUAUUCUGGAGCGCCACGUCCAGGACCAGAUCCCGGGUGCCAAGGUGAUUGUCGAGUCCAUCGGGCCACGUCGUCAUGGCGAUGGCUUUGAGCUAGAGGACUACAGCAAGUCGGACCUGAUGGUGUACGCUAUUGACCCGCUCACGAACAGAGCCAUUGCGCCCAAGGAGCUCUUCAAAUUUCUGGAUGGGAAUGUGCUGGAAAUCAACAAGGAGUUCCAGCCACACCUGGGCGAGGGUGGCCGCAUCCUCGAGAUUCGCUCUCCAGACAUUGUGGCCAGUGUAAAGAAGGCGGCCCAGGCGGUGGGCUACACAGAGGGAGCUCUCCUGGCCCUGGCCAUCAUCAUCAUCCUCUGCUGCAUCCCCGCAAUUCUCAUUGUGAUGGUCACCUACAAACAGCGACAGGCAGAGUGUGCCAAAACUGCCAGGAUUCAGAUGGCUUUACCACCAGGAGGGAAAGCACCUCCAGCGGGUGCUCCCACUGCUAACCUCUAUGAAGAGCUGGGCGACAGCAGCAUCAGGCGAGGCUACGGCAGACAGCAACAGCAACUGCUGAGGCCAUCUCUUCUGAGACCUGAGGAACUCUCCAUGGAGUCAGGUAUCGAUCCAGGCCAGGACUACUACACGCAGGACUACUAUAAUUACGACCAAGGGUAUGACCUUCCUCAGUACGGCAGUCGGAGGAGGCUAAUUACUCCGAUGUAUGAUGAAUAUGGAGAGGUGAUCAUGGAGGAUGAUGGGUAUUACUACAGUCCUCAUGGCCCUGAGGGCCGAGGCAGAGGCAGGGGCCGUGGCGGCAUGCGGGGUGGAGGUACACCCAAGCGGGUUGCAUUUAGGGAUGUGCCGCCAGAGGAUGAAAUCGAACAAGCUGAGCCAGCAGCAGAGGGCGAGCCUUCUAAGGCUGCCAAGAAACUGAAGUCUGUCAUGAAACUCAGCAAACUCCUGGCAGCCAGCAAGGGAGGAGAACAGCCAUCUGAUGCUGGUCCUUCUGGCCAAUCUCCAUGGAAAAAAGCCAAGAUGUUCAAGAUGUUUGGUGCCGGGAAGAAGGACAAGGAUUACGCCAAACUGAUGUCAGCCCGCCGUAUUGACAGCCAGGAGAGUCUGACCGACGGACCAGCCCUUACGGGACCAAUCGACAGCAAGUCUGAUACCCGCAGCCGGCUUGGCAAAGUUUUGAAGAAAAUCAACUUAGGCAACAAGUUACAGAUCCGGAGGAAAUCACAGAGUAGUGUGAGUCGUGGCUCAGCCACAGGCAGCGAGAAAGACGAGGAGGCCUCACAAGCAGCCAGUGAGGAUGAUAAGAAGUCUAAAGUCUCUAUUAGUGUGACAGAAAGUGAGCCAGAAGCAGGUGCAAGUGGAAGCAGUAAGGAGAAAGGCUCUGAUGAGGAAUCUGAGAGAAGCAGUGUUGACAGAGAUUAUCUGAAAGUAGAUUUAGACCGGGAUGAUGCUAACGAGAGCACUGUGGACUCAGAGGAGGAGCCUGAUGAAGAGCUGGGCGAUUCUGAUGAGGAAGGCGUGUCCAAAUCUGAAGGGGAGGAAACUGAGAAGGAAUCUGUCAGUGAGAAAGAAUCGGGGACUGAAAGAGAAUCAGAGUCAGAGAAGUCAUCGGGUACAGUGAAAGAGUCAGAAACGGAGAAAGAGUCAGAGUCCGAAAAAGAGUCAGAUUCCGAGAAAGAAACAGAAUCAGGAACAGGGACAGGAACAGAGAAGGAAACAAGCACAGAAAAGGGUUCAGGAACAGAGAGAGACUCUGAUGAAGAGUCGGAGGAGGAAGAGGCCUCAGGGAGCACUCGAGAAAGUGCCUCUUCCGCCCGCUCUUCCAUGAGAUCAUCAGCUACUGAGGCCAGCAGGGAGAGCAGCGCUUCAGGCGUGAGUGGGAGUGGUAGUGGUAGUGGCAGUGGUAGUGGCAGUGGCAGUGGCAGUGGGAGUGGGAGUGGGAGUGGCAGUGGCAGUGGCAGUGGUAGUGGCAGUGGUAGUGGCAGUGGUAGUGGCAGUGGUAGUGGCAACGCUGCCUCUUUAUCUGGCUCAAGUGUUAGGUCAUCACAGAGAACCAAAUCAUCAGGAAGCGCAGUAACCUCAGAGAAGUCCAGUGAAGAACUCAGUGAGGCCGAGUCAGGGACAGGGACGGCAAGCGAGGCAGAGUCAGUGUCAGGAGGUGAAGGCUCUUCCUCUCGUGGGUCCAGCCAGAGGACAGCGUCUGGGUCAGAGUCUGGUGGAGGGCCUUCAUCUGGCAGUCAGAUGACAGACCAGAGUUCCCUGGGCAGCGUGGCGAGUUCAGCGGGUUCCCGGGCCACCAGUGGCAGUCGGAGUUCCCAAAAGUCCAUCCUGAGCCGUGGAUCUGAGGACACAAUCACAGAGGAGAGCGAAGAAGAGGAUGAGGAAGAACCAGCUGACGAGAGCAGCCAGUCAGCCAGUGAGCUCAGUGAUGAAGCAUCAUCUAAGAGGUCCAGUGUUGCAUCUGAAGACCCUGGGCCUUCUGCCCCCUACGCUAGUCCCCUGUACAGCUCUGAAGAGACAUACGGCGGACUGUCCCCUAUCACUGAGGUGGACGAGGAUGCCAUCUCCUCUGACAAAACUUCAGCCAGUGGCUCAAGAUCAGAUGCGUCAAAGGAGCCGGGAGACACAGAAGGUGCUGAUUCAGAGUCUGAGGGAAGCUCAACUGCCUUCUAGAGAGAUAUAUUGUCCACUGUGAACCUGGGAAAAAGAAGCGGAUUAAGUUGGUGGCAGAUCGGGAGAAUGAGACCAGCUCCACAGGAGAGGAGAGCACCACAGAGACCCAGCGGAACAGGC